Molecule: messenger RNA, 1194 nt
Organism: Fusarium coffeatum
Lineage: Eukaryota; Fungi; Ascomycota; Sordariomycetes; Hypocreales; Nectriaceae
Exons: 2
Coding region: 1-1194 (397 amino acids)
Source: RefSeq, a predicted model, not a curated record
AUGGACACCGUCUCUGAGGCGGCUCCGCCGUUUUAUCCUCUGACUGAGACUAACCAUGCCGCGCUUGUGGUGGUUGCAUCGAUCGUUUUCUACAUCUAUGCCCUACUCGGCAUUAUUGGUAAGAUGAUCAUCCGGCUCAAUAUCACCUCAAUGAGAGACUUCGACUUCGCCCUACUGGUCUCUGCUGUCAUAUACUUCAUCCAAACAGCCUGUGUCAUUGCUGCAUGCAGUGAAGGCUUGGGAUCGCACCGCGAUGCACUUUCUGAUGAUGAGUUCGCUCGGUUCAGCAAGUUGAUGUACGCAUCACGAAUUUUCGGAAUACUCAUUCAUGCUACGACGAAAAUAGCGCUCGGUCUACUUAUUCGACAGAUCGAUAGACAAGGCGGACUCAAUGUUGCGAAUAUUAUACUUGGUGGAGUGGUUAUCGUCUGGGCUGUCUCCGGGGUUUUGACGACGGCCUUUGCCUGCCCCAUGCCCGAGCCAUGGUCUUUCGAAAACAGCGUCCAAUGUCCUGCCCACGGCCCGAUCUAUGUCUACAACAGCAUCAUGAUCAUUGUAACAGACAUUGCAUUAUGCGUUCUGCCCGUCGCGAUGAUGUGGGAGGUUCAAACAUCCAUUCGGAGGAAGCUGAUCGUGGUGGGCUUGUUCUGCACCAGGUUGAUUGUGCCGAUCAUCACGAUACCCGAAGUCACGCACGCGAGUUACAUGUUCGGGGGCUCGGAUGACGUGACCUGGCGAGCUGUAUCGACCAUGAUAUGGGGACAGAUCUCGCUGGGUCUUGCAGUUCUUACUGUCUGCAUUCCCAGUUUGAAGGGAGUCAUUGACUCUUUGAUGGGCUCAACAGCCGUCGCGGCACUCAACACACCCUACGAGCUCAAAGACAGCGGCAAUGGAACAGGUCUGGAGAUGACAGCUAUCUCAGACUCACGCAACCGACAAAGCACAAAGCAAGGCAGCGGGAUGGGCAGCGGAUUGCGAAAGAGUUCCAAGGUGCGACAGAGCCAACAACACAUGUGGCGACACGACAUGACGACGGAAGUACGAACAGAGAUUGCAAGUGGAAGCGAAAGUGUACGCAAUUUGACAGAGGGUGUCAUGGUGAAUACGGAUUUUGAAGUUUGUUACGAUGAGCGACAUGCUUCACGAGCUGAUUCCAUGGGUUCGACUGAAGCGGCAUAUCGUAUGCAGAGUUGA